Molecule: messenger RNA, 1018 nt
Organism: Tigriopus californicus
Lineage: Eukaryota; Metazoa; Arthropoda; Copepoda; Harpacticoida; Harpacticidae
Product: ubiquitin-conjugating enzyme E2-17 kDa
Exons: 2
Coding region: 230-688 (152 amino acids)
Biological process (GO): proteasome-mediated ubiquitin-dependent protein catabolic process; protein polyubiquitination; DNA repair
Cellular component (GO): HULC complex
Molecular function (GO): ubiquitin conjugating enzyme activity
Source: RefSeq, a predicted model, not a curated record
AUACGUGCCAGGUCUCAAGGCCUUUGUCAGUGAGUCAGUCCGUGCUGAAGUGAGUGUGAUCAAAGCUCAUCGUCAUUGUUGCCCGUGAAUCGCUCGAGCAGCGCCCCUACCCAGAGCAAACGCCUCGUUGGUUGACCUGCUGCGGGGUGGCGUGCUGGCGUUCCUGUGUGCCCGCGUUCGGUUUGAAACAAAGGACCGUGAGAUUUGACGGAGGAGGCGGUGGAGGAGGAUGUCGACCGCGGCCCGUCGUCGAUUAAUGCGCGAUUUCAAGCGUUUACAAGAGGACCCGCCGGCGGGUGUGAGUGGCGCCCCGGGUGAGAAUAACAUCAUGGUGUGGAAUGCCGUCAUCUUCGGACCCCAUGACACGCCCUUCGAGGACGGCACGUUCAAAUUGACCAUGGAGUUCUCCGAGGAGUACCCCAACAAGCCACCCGUGGUCAAGUUCCUCUCGAAAAUGUUCCACCCCAACAUUUACGCCGAUGGCGGGAUUUGCCUGGACAUUCUUCAAAACAGAUGGAGUCCCACGUAUGACGUGUCGGCCAUUCUGACCUCAAUCCAGUCCCUGCUCAGUGAUCCCAAUCCGAAUUCGCCCGCCAACAGUAUGGCCGCACAAUUAUUCAAAGAGAAUCGCCGCGAGUACGAGAAGCGGGUGAAAGCGUGCGUGGAACAGAGCUGGUGUGAUGACUGAGACACACGCAAUUAGAGAGCAAUUAUUAACACCACUGAUUCAUGUCAACUUGACGAGGACGAUAGCGACGAGGACGGACGAUAACCAACAUCCUUUCCGACGACACGAGACACAACAUCCAACCUGCUGCUAUUGAUCUUAAAUAUAUAUUAUAUGUAUAUGUGCUUCAGCGAAAUCUACCCCGUGUUUGAAUUUCUGAUCAACUUCAUCGUCUUGUUCUCUCUCUCUCUCUCUCUCUCUCUUUCAUCCACUCACUUGGUUUUCUUGAUUUGUGUCCGUAAAGAGCCUCUCAACCUACGUUUCAAUAGACAUUCAUUCUGCCAAUCCGAA